Messenger RNA from Oncorhynchus keta (chum salmon), 7934 nucleotides. Its product is annotated as bone morphogenetic protein 1-like. The transcript has 20 exons. Bases 161 to 3091 code for a protein of 976 amino acids. Gene Ontology annotation, biological process: proteolysis. The record is from RefSeq and is a predicted model, not a curated record. Gene Ontology annotation, molecular function: serine-type endopeptidase activity; metalloendopeptidase activity; zinc ion binding. Lineage: Eukaryota; Metazoa; Chordata; Actinopteri; Salmoniformes; Salmonidae.
AAUCAAGACUUUGUGGAGAGGCUGAGCUCUGAUUUUAAACCCGCCCUCCGGAGAGAUCUAAUUUCCCCAAAACCUCCCAUUUUCUCUCUCUCCUUCUGUCCCCUUUUCUUUAUCUCUUAUUUUUCGUCUUUCGCUGUAACCUACCCCCCACUCACGAAUCAUGGAUCUCACAACGAGAUGUUUGUUUCUUCUACCCUGCCUUUGCAUGAUAUCUGCGAUCGAUUUAGAAGCAAUAGACACAAGCUACUAUGUGGAGCCUACUGCCACUUCAGAUGUUAUCGACUAUAAGGAUCCCUGUAAAGCUGUUGCCUUUUGGGGAGACAUUGCUCUGGAUGAGGAGGACAUGCGCAUGUUUAAGGUGGACCGGAUUAUAAACAUGGCCCAACGGACCGUCCAGACCUUCAAUGAGACAACCACAGGGUCUUCUGCCAAUGAGACCAGUCGAAACAGAGCAUUGCCAAACCGGCAAGGAUCACACCGCAGGAAAAGGGCGGCAACAUCCAGACCUGAGAGGGUAUGGCCAGAAGGUGUCAUUCCCUAUGUCAUCAGUGGGAACUUCAGUGGCAGCCAGCGGGCGAUAUUCCGCCAGGCCAUGCGUCACUGGGAGAAGCAUACCUGUGUGACCUUUAUGGAGAGGACAACAGAGGAGAGCUACAUUGUGUUCACCUACCGGCCAUGUGGGUGCUGUUCCUAUGUGGGCCGCAGGGGUGGCGGUCCCCAGGCCAUCUCCAUAGGAAAGAACUGUGACAAGUUUGGAAUAGUGGUGCAUGAGCUUGGCCACGUGAUUGGUUUCUGGCACGAGCACACCCGGCCCGACAGAGACGAACACGUCAGCAUCAUCAGGGACAAUAUCCAGCCAGGACAGGAGUAUAACUUCUUGAAGAUGGAGCCAGGGGAGGUGGACUCUCUGGGAGAAGUGUAUGACUUUGACAGCAUCAUGCACUAUGCCAGGAAUACAUUCUCAAGAGGAAUCUUCUUGGACACCAUCCUGCCACGCUAUGAUGUCAAUGCAGUGAGACCGCCAAUUGGCCAGAGGACAAGGCUAAGCAAAGGGGAUAUCACACAGGCACGCAAACUCUACAAGUGUUCCAGAUGUGGAGACAGUCUGCAGGAAAGCAGUGGGAACUUCUCUUCUCCUGGCUUCCCCAAUGGAUACUCAGCCUACAUGCACUGCAUCUGGAGAAUAUCGGUCACACCUGGGGAAAAGAUCAUUCUGAACUUCACCUCCAUGGAUCUGUACAGGAGUCACCUGUGUUGGUAUGACCAUGUUGAGAUCAGAGAUGGAUACUCCAGGAAAGCCCCUCUGAAAGGUCGUUUCUGUGGGGAUAAGCUGCCUGAACCAAUCAUCUCCACCGACAGCCGCCUAUGGAUCGAGUUCCGCAGCAGCAGUAACUGGGUGGGGAAGGGCUUCUCCGCUGUGUAUGAAGCCAUCUGUGGAGGGGAGGUGAAGAAGGAUAUCGGACAGAUCCAGUCUCCUAACUACCCAGACGACUAUCGGCCCAACAAGGUGUGCAUAUGGAAGAUCAGUGUGUCUCAGGGCUACCACGUCGGCCUGACCUUCCAGUCCUUUGAGAUUGAGAGGCAUGACAGCUGUGCCUAUGACUACCUGGAGGUGAGGGAUGGGAACUCCGAGAACAGCCCACUGGUGGGACGCUUCUGUGGUUACGACAAGCCAGAUGACAUUAAGACCAGUUCCAACCAGCUCUGGAUGAAGUUUGUGUCUGAUGGCUCUGUCAAUAAGGCUGGCUUCGCUGCCAACUUUUUCAAAGAGAUGGACGAGUGCUCCAAGCCAGACAAUGGUCGCUGUGAGCAACGCUGUGUCAACACACUGGGCAGCUACAAGUGUGCCUGUGACCCGGGCUAUGAGCUGGCUGCCGACAAGCGCAGCUGUGAGGCUGCAUGUGGAGGUUUCAUCACCAAACUGAACGGCUCCAUCACCAGUCCGGGCUGGCCUAGAGAGUACCCCCCCAACAAGAACUGUAUCUGGCAGCUGGUGGCGCCCACACAGUACCGCAUCACCCUGCUCUUUGACGUCUUUGAGACGGAGGGCAAUGACGUGUGUAAAUAUGACUAUGUGGAGGUGCGCAGUGGGCUCUCAGCAGACUCAAGGCUACAUGGGAAAUUCUGUGGAGCAGAGAAACCUGAGGCCAUCACCUCUCAGUACAACAACAUGCGCAUUGAGUUUAAGUCCGACAACACUGUCUCCAAGAAGGGAUUCAAAGCUCAGUUCUUCUCAGACAAAGACGAGUGCUCCAAGGAGAAUGGAGGCUGCCAACACGAGUGUGUCAACACCUUCGGAAGCUACAGCUGUCAGUGCCGCAGUGGCUUUAUGCUGCACGAGAACAAACACGACUGCAAAGAAGCCGGCUGUGAUCACGUUGUGAACAGUGUGACUGGCACUAUCACAAGCCCCAAUUGGCCAGAUAAGUACCCCAGCAAGAAGGCAUGCACCUGGGCACUCUCCACCACCGCAGGCCAUCGCAUCAAAAUCGCCUUCAAUGCAAUUGACAUGGAGGCCCAUCUAGAGUGUGCCUACGACCACAUUGAGAUCUACGACGGGCGCGACAGCAAAGCCCCCAGUCUGGGUCGCUUCUGUGGCACUAAGGAGCCUCCUCCCAUCAUGUCCAGCGCCAACAAGAUGUUCAUCCGCUUCUUCUCUGAUAACUCUGUUCAGAAGAAGGGCUUCGAGGCCUCCCACACAGCAGAGUGUGGAGGUCGUCUCAAGGCUGAGGUCAAGACCAAAGACCUGUACUCCCAUGCUCAAUUUGGUGACAAUAACUACCCCGGUGCAUCUGACUGUCAGUGGGUGAUCGCUGCUGAGAAAGGCUAUGGGGUGGAGCUCAUCUUCCAGACCUUUGAAAUCGAGGAGGAGGCUGACUGUGGCUACGACUACAUGGAGCUCUUUGAUGGUGCUGACACCAAGUCCCCAAGGCUAGGACGCUACUGUGGCUCUGGGCCUCCUGAGGAGAUCUACUCUGCCGGCGACUCCAUUGUAAUCAAGUUCCGCUCUGACGACACCAUCAACAAGAAAGGCUUCCAUGUCCGCUACACCAGCACUAAGUUCCAGGACACACUGCAUUCGCGCAAGUGACCAGCGGGGGCCGGAAAGGGCCGGGUGGGGAAGAGGGGCAAGCGGAGGGGCCCACAGGGGAGGCGCCAGCCUGACACUCGGAAACCUUCGGCCACCAAGAUCAUUCAGAAACGACAGAACAGCCGCAAGAGCACCAACCGCACCUCAGUCCCCAGGGCUCCAGCUCCCGACAGACUGUGAGGAGUAAAGCCAUUCUGCAGUAGACCUUGUUUUUACCUUUUUUAUGGUUAUGAUUGGGGUGGGUGGGUGGAUAUUCGGUUUAGGCGGAUUCAGGGGGAAAGUUUAUCUACCCCCAGGUUUUUUAUUUUAUUUUAAAAACAAAUGCCUCCUAAUGAGAGCUAAAUGAACAACAGUGGAUUCUCAGGACCUGUAGGAAAGCAGGCAUCAGCUGGACAGAUCCCUGCUUUUGUCAGGCCAGCUCACCAUGCCAGGGGGAAAGAAGGAGAAGAGGAGGAGACCGGAGGGAGUUCCAGAGGGAUUAGCCAAGCCCAACCUCCCGGCCGCAAUCCUCCGGAAUACUAGAGCUCCUCUCCUCACAUUCCCAUCCCUAUUGUUCAAGGAUUCCAAUCCAUAAGAGGAUUAGAGGAAUACCUUUGACUUGAGGUUUUGAUACUGUAUGUCAGAGUUGCAAGUGUAAUUGGAAUUGUCCUGGCAACCAGUACAGGAUUCUCAUUAUUACCAUUAACAAGGAAAUUAAGGAAGCAGUUAUUUAAUAAAUCAAAUCUGGUUGGUAAUUGCUUGCCCAUUGAGGGGCUAUUGCUGUACCUCUCUGUGUAAUUGUAAUGAGUAUGAUUAUUCAAAGGGAAGUGACAUGCUUUCCUCAACUCAAAUCAAUAAGCACUUUACAGUGAAUUGUUCCAAAUCAUGAACUAAUGAGAUUUUGUCAAAUGCAAGUUCACAGAUUUUUUUUUAAUGCAUUAUUAUGCAAAUCACUUCUAUUCCCUGAUUAUUUUUUCAUUGCUCCAUUUAGUUUCUCAGGCGUGCUGGAGAUCUGUUUGUACCCUGUAACAUUGGGGAAUAAAGAUGUGGUUUCUGUUUCAGUGUUGAUCUACAGGUUUAAUGUGCAGGAUUUUCUCCCACUAGACUACAACUCUCCAUAGAUAGUACAAUAUCCAGGUGCAAGCCAGAGCCUCCUUUAUUGUAAUAAAAGGCUCUGGGUGCUGGCAAGUCUGAGUAGUCAUUGUCAUAGCAACCAUUACACAAUAUAAUCAUCUGUUUAUGGUGGAGCACUGCAGAAGUCCGUGCUAGUAUGAAAGUGUUGGUAUUUUGCAGCAAGACUGAUGUUGAAUACAUGUCAAUGACUGUUAUCCCACUCUAUUUUCAGGUUAUUUUUCAUUUGACUGACAAUUCCAGCUGUGUCACUUAAUGUCUUUGCCUUUUAUAACCAAUCAAUGCAGAUGUUUAGCAUGGUUGGAUUUGUAAAAACCAAUGGAUGUGCUUGUGAUAACAAAGUAAGUGCUGUGUGCUUGUAUGCUGCCAUAUGCUCCUGUCUCUUUUCAGCUGUCUGUGUUUAGCAUGUGCUGGUUAGGUGAGAGUCCUGGGCACUGUAGAGAGAGAAUACUUCCACAGGAGUCAGAACUGAUUAUUUUCUAAUAGCCUGAAGCACAUUGGUCUGAGACUGCCAAGCUCCACAAACCAAUGAAGACCAAGCAUUUUCAGUUAUUCAAUCGCACACUCUUAGCCCCCCAAAAAGGCUAACCAUUUCAUCUUCUGAAAUGAUUUCCUGGGUUUAGUUUGAGUUUCAGGCUAUAUUUGGUUUCAACAUAUCUGUAAUAAUGAUGACCUGUGAACAUAUCCAGUGACCUCUGACAUAAUGGUUCAGCCACUGUUUUGCUCUGUACAAUACUGCCUUAUUAUUCAUGUUGCAUGAGUGAUAAUGUUAUCAAGCAAUAAUCCUCAGGGUGGCACCAAAUAGACUGUGAGCUCACACUAGCUGUGCUCACUGGAAACCAAAUCUGUACAUUUAACAGUAACAAAUAGCAUAGCCUGUCUUUGUGCAUUUUAAAUCUGCUAAUAUGAAAAGUAUUUCUGUAUUUUUUUUUCUUGCUCAGCAGGAAAUACAUGGUUCUGUUCAGUAAAAUUAAAAAGCAAUUAUUCUUGGAAUCCAUUUAAUUAACUAAAUAUUAUAUUCUCUGCCAUGGUUGAUGGACAGUAAUUACAAGUUCUGAAAUGAUCACAUCAGCUUGUUUCAUACAGCUCUAGUAGGAUAUAUAAGCACAGACAUCUAAUCAUAUUCUAUAUUGAGCUCGCAAGUGGUGCAGCGGUCUAAGGCACUGCAAUUCAGUGUGUCACUACAGUCCCUGGUUUGAAUCCAGGCUCUAUCACAUCCGGCCGUGAUUGGGAGUCUCAUAGGGAGGCGCACAAUUGGCCCAGCGUUGGCCAAGGUUUGGCCGGGAUAGGCCAUCAUUGUAAAUAAGAAUUUGUUCUUAACUUGACUUGCCUAGUUAAAAGGUACAAAACAAUGUUGAACAUAAGCUGUCAGGGUGAUGUGUGCUUUAGGGCUGUAUUGAAUCGCUUUACAGAUAUGCAAUAGAAAUGUAAAGGUCAUUUAAGAUUGAGCCGACAUAUGCAGUGUUUACAGUGAAUGCAGCCUCCGCUAAAGCGGGAACAUUGUCUUUCAAUUUUAAUUGCGCUGUAAAGCUGAACUUCCGCUGUCUGGAUUGAAUAGAGACACUCGUCAUCAGACAGUAGGUGGCUUGUGGAUAUCUAUGUCAAUAACAGUUCUUUGUUUGCCUAAUGAUUUACAUGAAAAAUGAAUUGCGCUCGAGCGAUUUGUCAUUAAUUAUUUACUGUCACCAGAGGAGAAGACAUGUCCCAGCUGUCACAAUCGGCUUAGUGUGACACUCGAAUUCACUGAGCGUCACACUAAACUGAUUGUGACAUCUCUCUUAGUAUCUCUGCUCCCCUGAGAUAUGGUGUUACCAAGCAAAAUCGGAGGCAAGGGCUGCAGGACAAGGACACACACAAGUGUGAUUGUAAAAACUGGAGCCGUAGUUAAGGGCAGUAUACUUGCAAACAAAAACAAUCAAAAUAACAGUGAAAUAACAUCUGUUUUGAAUGUUUGCCCUUCAAGAACAUCUAUAAUUUCCUCAGAGUAAGUGGGUAGUGCAUUAGAGGUGCAUUUGAAAUGUGCCUUAGAACCUUAGAUGGUUAUAUGCAACAUAAACCUAUAUCAUUUCAAGUAUCACUCUUAAAUGAGUUUGAAAUGAAGGGAAUUAAAAGAACCACUUUUUUUCUUCCUCCAUCUCUCAUACCUUUUUUAUUUAAUGCUUACAGCAACAGGUCUACACACAAUGUACUGAAGUGUUACAGAUUCCACAAUAGACAUAAGGUCAAUUCCAAUUGAGCAGACGUGGAAUGUUUACAGUGAAUGCAGUCGCCAUUAAAGGUGGAAUAUUGGCUGUAAAAUUCCAUCACGCUGGAAAGCUGAAAAAUCCGCAAUGUGGAUUGAUUAGAGUCCAGUUACAGAUUCGUCAUGUAGGCCAACUUAAAAACAUUAUUUAAGCAAUAAUAACAUGAGGCCCUGUGUUAUGACAUUUUUAUCAUGGCUGUGACCUGGUCAUUCGCCUCAUGGCAUAGACUAGUGUUGUGCGGUCUAGCUGUUUGUUCACUCACACCCUCCCACAAUUGCUGAUAGCCUAACCCCUCCGUAACCACUAGACUAUAUGAUUAAGUGAAAAUCUGAGGCCCGCACCUGCAAAUAUAUAAAAUACACUGUAGUCUACAGUCAAAGACUGCAGAAUGUUGUUUUUUUGCCAAAUUUGGAAAUGUUCCUGCUUAUAAUUUCCGACAUUUUGGGAGGUUAUUUCGAGAGUUUUUGACUAAGGCUCUAUCUGCAUUUUUGUCACAUUUGAGUUACAGACAAAGCCUUGUUUUGUUAAAAAUGGUCUCUAGUUAUAUAAUACUCUAAAUAACCCCAAUUGAUGUUGAUAAACCAAUGAGGGUUUGGACCUUUAAAGCCAAUUAUCUCAGAAUCAUCGUUUUGUAGAUAUAAACUUACAGUCCCAAGCUCCCCUGAAUGAGAUGUUAGCUCCCCUAAAUGCAACAGAAGUCAAACUUUGGGGGGGGGGGCUUUAAAAAUAUGCGAAUUUAACCAUUCUUUAAAAUGUAGUGGUAAAUGCACUACAUGACCAAACGUAUGUGGACACCUGCUCGUCGAACAACUUCCAAAAUCAUGAGCAUUAAUAUGGAGUUGGUCCCCCUUUGCUGCUAUAACAGCCUCCACUCUUCUGGGAAGUGUGAUUCAUCACUCCAGAGAAUGUGUUUCCAUUGCUCCAAAGUCCAGUUGCGGUGAGCUUUACAACACUCCAGCCGACGCAUGGCAUAGCAUGUGUUGAUCUUAGGCUUGUGUACAGCUGCUCGGCCAUGGAAACCAAUUAACAGUUAUUGUGCUGACGUUGCUUCCAGAGGGAGUUUGGAACUCUGUAGUGAGUGUUACAACCAGAGGACAAUUUUUAUGCGCUUCGGCACUCGGCGGUCCCAUUCUGUGAGCUUGUGUGGCCUACCACUUUGAGGCUGAGUCUAGUUUCUCCUAGGUGUUUCCACUUCACAAUAACAGCGUUUAUAGUUAAAUGGGGCAGCUAUAGCAGGGCAGAAAUUUAACCAACUGACUUGUUGGAAAGGUGGCUUCCUAUGAAGGUGUGAUUGAAAGUCACUGAGCUCUUCAGUAUGGACAUUCUACUGCAAUGUUUGUCUAUAGAGAUUGCAUGGCUGUGUGCUCGAUUUUAUACACCUGCCAGCAACAGGUGUGGCUGAAAUAGCCGAAUCCACCAUACUUUUGUGUAUAUAUAGUGUAUGUUUUACAUUGGUAAAUAUGAAAAUAAAAGCUUCUAAAUUAAACGAA